UUUUUGUUUAUUUUUCAUUUCAGAUGCACCUUUACUCCGUUGUGUUAAAGAUGAAUGUUUGUCGAAAAAGCUUGUAAUGUAAACGCAAGGCCACACAAGAGCAUAAUUGAUUUGUAGAGCCGCGCAACAAGCGGCUUCACAGAGCCAGCCCCUCAUAAGCGUCUGAAAAUGGUCCGGCCUCCUCAGAAAGCUAGUGAAACGGACUGAGAAACGCCCUUAAAGGAGUGAGUGAACGAGCGAGAGAGUGAGUGCAAGAGACAGAGAUAGAAAGAGAGAGAGAGAGAGGGAGAGAGGAAGGGGGGAAGCGGGGGAAACAUCAUCAGAGACAAUUUUGAAUUUGCAAAAGAGAAGGAAAAAAGCAAGAAAGAACGUGGGAAAGAGAAGAAAAGUUGUGCACUUUGUUGGUGAAAAGCCAAAAAAUAACAUCUGGAGCAGUACUGAGCUCGAAACAUUAAACGGGAGACUUUCGCAACUGCUAACUACACUCGCAUAUACAGAGUAACGAAGGAGAAAAAAGGCACAAAGGCGUCAACGUACAUUUGACUUAGAACGCCGAUCAUGAAGGCAGCUGUUGACGUGAAGCCGACGUUAACGAUCAUAAAGACUGAAAAGCUUGAUGACCUUGAAUGUGGAGAUGUGCCCUUGCUUACACCAGGCAGUAAAGAGAUGAUGUUUCAAGCCGUAAAUGCAUCAUUCAGUGACUUUGCAAAAGUACAGCAACGUCUUGGAAUAGCAAAAGAUCCCCGGCAGUGGACAGAGAGCCAUGUGACUGAAUGGCUGACAUGGAUAGUGAAUGAGUUUAGCCUAAAGAAUGUAGAUUUUCACAAAUUUUGCAUGAAUGGUGCCACCCUUUGUGCCUUGGGUAAGGACCGUUUUUUGGAGAUUGCCCCAGACUUCGUUGGAGACAUACUUUGGGACCAUCUAGAAACGCUACUGGAAGAAGUUGCAAAGCAUUAUCCUGUCAAUGGUGUGACCUCUAACUUCCCGGAAUCCCGCUAUACUACAGAUUACUUUAAUAGUUAUGGAAUAGAGCAUCCUCAGUGUGUUCCACCUUCAGAAUACUCGGAGCCUGGUUUCAUCACAGAAUCAUACCAAACGCUUCAUUCAAUCAGCACAGAAGAACUACAAACACUUAAAUUUGAGGAUUAUCCUUCUGUAAUUCUACAUGAUUUACCCCUCAACCCACAACCUGGUGAUUAUUUCCCAGUUAAACAGGAAGUUAUCUCCCCAGACAAUAUGUGUGUGGGGCGGAUCAGUCGAGGUAAAUUAGGUGGACAGGACUCUUUUGAGAGUAUUGACAGCUUUGAAAGUUGUGAUCAUUUGACUCAGUCCUGGAGUAGUCAGUCCUCCGUUAGCAGCCUUCAGCGUGUACCAUCUUAUGACAGUUUUGACUCUGAAGAUUACAUGAACACCCUUCACAACCAUAAGCCUAAGGGCACCUUCAAAGAUUACGUGAGGGAACGCGCUGAGCUGAACAAGGACAAGCCUGUAAUACCAGCUGCAGCACUUGCUGGCUACACAGGCAGUGGACCUAUCCAGCUGUGGCAGUUUCUAUUGGAAUUGCUGACAGACAAGUCAUGCCAGUCUUUCAUCAGUUGGACAGGAGAUGGGUGGGAGUUUAAACUUUCUGAUCCCGAUGAGGUUGCACGAAGAUGGGGAAAGAGGAAGAACAAGCCCAAAAUGAACUAUGAAAAGCUUAGUCGUGGAUUGCGCUAUUAUUAUGACAAGAAUAUAAUUCACAAGACAUCUGGCAAGAGAUAUGUCUACCGCUUUGUGUGUGACUUGAAAAGUUUGCUCGGCUAUACGCCAGAAGAACUGCAUGCCAUGCUGGAUGUAAAGCCUGACGCAGAUGAGUGAAGCCAUGCCAAACAAGGACUGUAAAACUAGGGGGACAGAAGUAUUGGUGGGUGCUUUAGGAUGUUGCAAAACGUGUCUUAUUUUAAAAGUUUGGUAUUUGCUUUGUUUUUUUUUUUUUUGGUUUUUUUUUUUAGCGCUGUUAUUUGUCAUUUGUACUUUGAGCUACACAGGGAGCUUAAAAAGUAGAAACUUUUAGUUUGUAUCUUUAUUGACCUUUGUCAAAGACAAAAAUUACACAGAGCUAGCUAAAAAAACAGAUUUUGAAGACAAUGCAGCUCAAGGCCGAAACAAAUGAUUAAAGCGAUUAUAUUUAAAAAAAAAAAAAAAGCAAGCAAAUACAUUUUGAAAGGUUUUGGGUUUUUAUGAGCACUAGAAACUGACAUGGAAACGAGCCAGAAGAAAGCAAAGGUAGACUGAAGGAAAAUCGAGACGGGGUGAAUAUUUGUACUAUGAAAAGUGUUGCCAAAUAAACUGAAACAUAAAAUAUAUUAUGUAUGUAUUACUGCCAUCUUACUACCUUUCAGAAAGAAAGGUUUGAGUGGCUUUUGUUCUCACCCCCCAUCCAUAAAUCUUUUUUAUAUAAUUGUUAAAAUAGUAAUUAUUAUUAUUUUUUAUUUUUUAUUUUUUUUUUAUAAAGUUAUGUGCCAGUAUUCUUCAUGUGUUUAGCUUGUCUGUAUCAAACUUUUGUGUCUUUUUUAAUUUGAUGUGUAUGGAAUACUCUAUCAGUGCUGUUUUAACUUGCUGGUUAUUUGAUAAUAUAUGUAUAAAACUGGGCUACAGACAUGGGUAAUAUAUUAUUCACUUUGAUAACAAACUAUGUAUCGGCUUUUGUGGACCUGAUUACUCAGCCAGCACAGAAAAACAUAUGUCACCUCAUGAAAUGGAGCUUUUUUUCCCCCCUGGUGUCAGAAGGGUUUUGUAACGGUUUCAGCUGACAGUCUUUCUGCAAUAAUAUGCACAAAUACAAAAUUUUAAAGGCUGCUAAUUGGAAAAAAAAAUCUUAACCAAAAAAAAAUCAUUCUUACCUGAACUAAUUAACUGAAGAAACUUCACAUCAGAUUUCAGGAUUUAGAAUUUAAAGUCAUUGCUUUUUCAUUAAAAGAUACAUACUUUUAAUGUUAGACACAGGAAUGUGAAUGCCAGAUUUUCUGUAUUUAUUCUAAACAGUCACUGCCUUUUUUUUUCUUUUCUAUUAAUGCCGGAGACAUAGUAUAAAGAGAUGUUUAUAAUUUCAUUUCAUAAGUGUACAGUAGUUCCAUUCAGUCUUGCAGUUUUUCAGGGCUAAGUAGCAAAGCAGGGAUAUUCUAUGAGUGUGAAAGGGGUAUGGCUCCAACUUUUGAAGUUGAAUUGUUUUGGGUAUUUUUAGUUUACUUCAGUGUUUGAAUAUUGUUCUUUUAAUUGCCAUACUGAAAAGAGUUACAAUCAGUAAUCAGCAUAUGUUUUUAAUUUAGUGUUGAAGAACUUGAGCUCUGAAGACAGAAGUUUAACACUGCCAAGUUUAAAUAAUGCUACCAUGCCAUUAUGUGAAUAGAAUGUCCCAGAAUGCAGGUGGAAUGUAUCUUAUUAGGAGUUUAUUACUGUUUGCUGGGCAAAUAAAAAUAGGCAAUAAGAGUUAUUUUACUUGGAUUCAUAGUAGCAAAGAGAGUAACUGUGGAUUCCAAUGGAGUGUGUCAUGCCUUAUGUCCGAAGAGGAGUGUCAGAAGUAGAAAGUGGAUGGCCUACUUAACUGAAAAGAGUGCCUUAAACAGGAAAGAAUAUGGAUAGUGUUAGAAGGAUGAGAGUGGUUGCAUUUUAUUUAGCUUCCAGGUUAAUAAGUUAUUUAAAAAAAAAGUCAAUUUUUCGAGCAAAUGAUCAAGUGAAUCUUGCAGGCAAGCAUUUAACCUCAGGGGCUGCAUUGUUACUGCCUCUGUGCUAAAGCCACACAGAGUUAGAUUAGUCAUGGAAAACAUUUUGUUACCCAUGUAGUACAACAGUAGCUGUUAGUUAUUAUGUGGCAGUGGUAAGGUAAGAUAAUAAAUUCAUAAAAAUUGUAUUUUAGUAAUACAACAUUUUAAAAAGAAUGCAAAACUUUUCUUUUUUCCUUGAAGUUUUUUUUUAAUCUCAGGAGAAGUAAUGAUGAAGAAUUGACCCAUCAUUAUCUGAUGUAUUCUGGGUAGGUUCUUUUGUUAUCCUGGUAAGUCACAGGCAGUGCUGUUUCUAAACAAGUAAAACGAUUCCCCAGAAUAGGAACAGGAGAUAAAAUUCCAGAUUCUCUAUAUCUGAUUUGAAUAACUGGCUUAGCAAUUCACACCAGCAGCUUCAAUAAUGUGCAGUUGUGUAAGCUAGAUCAUUUAUCAGAGUGGUGCUGUCUUAAUGAAGGUGACCAAAAUUGUUUUAAAAUCUCACUUCACAUCUCAAUAAUCUCAAGAAAGAAAGUUGUUACUGAACUCUGAAAUGUCCUUUUGUCACAUCACUCCAUGCUGAGUACAUUUUUUUUAACCCUUUGAAGUCUUGAUAUGUCUUGUACAUGUCCCCCUAAUUAGUGAAAUAUUUUGUCCAAAAGGAAUCUAUUUUUUUUUUCUGAAAAUAGGAGUGAAGCAUUGAUAUAAACACUGUGCUACUUUCCCCUAAAAUGUAAGCAAACUGUAUCUGCUUGGCCUUACUUAUUUUCCUUUUAAGCUAAAUGUUUCUUGCUCAGGAAUGUUCAGUGCUGGAUUAGCAAAUAAUGGGAUGUUUGAUGUUUGUUGCAGAGUUAAAAGUUCUUUUCUUCUGUUCUAUUACAUUACCCCCUCAGGGGCUGGGACACACUCAGACGUCCAUGACGCCUCAGAGACUGGGCGGUGCUGCUGAGACCUCAUUAUAGGCAGCAUCACAGGAAUGUUUCUUUGAUGUCUAGACCCUGCUGUGUCUUAAUGACAAUCAAAAAGAUCUCCUCUAGUGGAGGCACUCUUAUCAUAUUGGAAAAACAGCUGACUUUUAUGAUUAGAAGUUUUUUUAGAGGAUUUUUAAAGAGCAGUUUCCAUUAUUUUUACUUUUAUGUUGAUCAUUGUGAUUGGGGCUGCUCAGUUUACUAAAGAAUCAAAGCUAGUAUCCUGGUCACAUGCCAGUAUUUUAUAGAUCCAAAGAAAUAUUUGUAUUAUUGGUCAGUGUGAAAAUAGUAAACCUUUUUUGUGAUGUACAGUAUGUAUACACUGGUAUUUGUAACAAAUGUAUAUAUGCGGUACAGUUUGUUCAUUACAUUUUCUUAAGAGAUUUCAUUAAGGCCAAUGUUUUUCACUGUUAAGUUGCAAGUGCCCUGCACUGUCAAUUUGCCACAGAGUAAAAUAAGAAGAUCCUUUAUGCUAUAAUAACUGUAAGAAGUAUAAUGUACUGAAUACCGGUUCAUAUUUGGAGGAGACAGAUGUAUUUAUAAAUCAAUAGUGACACUUAUUUACCACCUUCUUCAAAUGUAUUGCAGCAUUAAGAAAUCUGCUAUAUCCAGGGCAUUUUUUUAUUAAUUUAUAUUGGCAUCUUAAUAUUAAGUUGCCUUUUCAUCCUAUUUAACUGUAUUACUUAAGAGAUCCAUAAAUUUCGCUCUACUUUUUUUGUCCAGUUAUAUACAAUUACAAAAAAAUCAAGCAAACUGUACCUUGCAGGUGCGAUUUUUGUUUUGUUUUAAAUUUUCUUUGUGAUGUUACAUUGUUGUUACAUAAGAUCAUUUCUAUGUAUUUGUUUCUCAACCUUUUCUGAUAUUUUUCAAAUAAUUUAUAUUUUAUAAAAUUUUAAAUGAAAAGGAGCAGACUAAAAGCUGGUGCUUUAAAGGAAAAAGUAGUUUAGAACUUAAAUGUAGCAACUGUAUUUUUUAUUUUAGUAUUUGUUUUUAUAAGAAAACAAAAAAAAUAAAAAAUAAAAACAUUACCUGUCUGCCAAAAGAUUUGUUUAAAAACAGGCUGUGAUGCUGGGCCAUCGUUCAUUUCUGCUGGAAAGUUUUAUAAAUCGUAGCCUUAAUUCUUGUUGUACUUUAAAAUGGUUAUAUUACAAAAAAUAUAUGUGAAAGAAAGGAUUUA
Molecule: messenger RNA, 5882 nt
Organism: Polypterus senegalus (gray bichir)
Lineage: Eukaryota; Metazoa; Chordata; Cladistia; Polypteriformes; Polypteridae
Gene: ets1
Product: v-ets avian erythroblastosis virus E26 oncogene homolog 1
Exons: 8
Coding region: 559-1857 (432 amino acids)
Biological process (GO): cell differentiation; regulation of transcription by RNA polymerase II
Cellular component (GO): nucleus
Molecular function (GO): sequence-specific DNA binding; DNA-binding transcription factor activity, RNA polymerase II-specific
Source: RefSeq, a predicted model, not a curated record